AUGGUUGCUCCACAGAAGAAUGUUCCAGCGGAUAAGAGGUUGGAGACUGUUGAAGAAAACCUAGGAAAAAUCUUGGAUGAACAACAGCAACAGAAAUUGGUUAACCAACAGCAAGCAAGGGCGAUUGAGGACAACAAGAUCAUGCAAAAUGAGAUGAUGAGAAAGCUGGAUGCUCUGUUGGGGAAAGUGGAGAAGAUAGAACGGGGGAAGGGGAAUGAAACACCAAACUCAGGUAUACUCACUCCAGAGUUUAAUCCCCGAGACAAGAACAGUGGUCAAGGAAGCAGCGGAGAUGGUGGUGCCGACGAUUACAUAUACCACACUUUGGCUGUACAAGGAAGUGGAGAACUUUGCUUAAAGUACAUCUUUUCAUUUGGGAUAUAUGCACGAAGUCCUCUGUUAGAAAGGUGUGAUUAUUUAUCUCGAUUUGAGGUGCGUUUGAACAUACCAAAUGGUGGCAUGGUUGGGCAUACCGGUGAUGUUGAGGCUAAUGUUGUAGCAUGCAAGGCUGCUAAAGAAGUUGUUAAGAUGAUCUUGGAUGUUGUAGAUCAAGUGGGUGGAAUAUUUGUGGUGACUGUAGAUCAUGGUAAUGUUGAGGACAUGGUGAAAAUGAACAAGAAGGGAGAGCAUGUUCUUGAUAAAGAGGGAAAUGUUCAAAUUUUAACCUCUCACACUCUUCAGCCAGUAAGUUAG
Molecule: messenger RNA, 693 nt
Organism: Lactuca virosa
Lineage: Eukaryota; Viridiplantae; Streptophyta; Magnoliopsida; Asterales; Asteraceae
Source: the annotation of a GenBank genome assembly